UAUUCGGCUUAUGAAAUGCACAUCAAAAUAGUUGAAAAUAAUGAUUUUAAUUAGAAUAAUUGAUUGGACGUGUAUUCUUUUCAUGUCGCUAAUAUUGGCCAGUAUAAUUACUUAUUUAUUAGCAAAAUUGCAUUUUUAUUUCCAAGGAAAACCAGAUAUAAUUGAUAAAUUAUGUGCUGCAGCGGCAAACAAAAGUGUCAUAGAAUGUAUUUUUUACUUGGAGAAAUAUCCCCAGUACGUAAAUGCAUUUUCUAAAAGUGGUUACACACCAUUCUUAGUAGCGUGUGCCAAUGGAAACACACAGUUAGUCAAGAUAAUGUUGAAAAAAGGUGCAGAUGUAACUCUGAAGUCCAAGUACCACGAAUCUGCAUUCUACUUAGCUGUCAUCCAGUGCAUAGCAUACCCUCAUUCUCGAAAUGCUUCCUGUAUUCGAGAACUAUAUUAUGCCGGAGCCAACAUAGACGAACCUAAUGACAAAGGUUUAACACCUCUACAAAUGACAGCCUUCUUUGGACAAACUCCUCUUGUCAUAUGGUUGUUGAAGAAACAUGCAUCUACAAACGUGUUUCCUAGUCCAUUUGCUCUAGCAACGUCACAAGGUCAUCUUGAUACCGCAGAUAUUUUGAAAAAGAAAUAUAGACUUUUUGCAAUUCAAUUUUAAGUGUAUUAUAGGUACGUUUAUUUAUAGAGAAGAUAAAUAUUCCUCUGAAGACCUGAACAAAGUUUCGUCACACAGUUUUUAAAAAUGGAUCUUUGGACCUUGUUAUUGGUUAAAGAAAUCUACUAGCUGGUCAAAUGUAGGGAUUUGAGUUUUAUCGUCAAAUAGUUCUUUUAUGUGAUUCGUUAGUGACACAAAGUCAGUCUCUUAUGUUGAAGUUUUGGUAAUUGAUGUUUUUGUUGAAUAAUUUUUUGGUUUGUAAAAUUUUCUUUCAUUUUCUUUUUGUGUUUGCUUACAAGAAGGACGGAUUAUUAUUGCAAAAGCAGUUGGUUUUGUGUUAGUAUUACUUGUUUCAGCUAUAUCCAUGAGUUCAUGAAAUGCUAGUUAUAGAUUGAGUUUUAUUUGACAAUUCUACAUUUUUGUUAUUAAUAUCAUAGGUUUAUUACAACAAACUGAAAAUCUUUUUAUUUUGAUGAAUGUUGAUCUCUUGCUUUCUUCUUUUCUCAAU
Messenger RNA from Diabrotica balteata, 1166 nucleotides. The record is from the annotation of a GenBank genome assembly. NCBI's taxonomy places the organism in Eukaryota, Metazoa, Arthropoda, Insecta, Coleoptera, Chrysomelidae.